Molecule: messenger RNA, 1746 nt
Organism: Neogale vison (American mink)
Lineage: Eukaryota; Metazoa; Chordata; Mammalia; Carnivora; Mustelidae
Gene: FZD10
Product: frizzled class receptor 10
Exons: 1
Coding region: 1-1746 (581 amino acids)
Biological process (GO): non-canonical Wnt signaling pathway; canonical Wnt signaling pathway
Cellular component (GO): plasma membrane
Molecular function (GO): Wnt receptor activity; Wnt-protein binding
Source: RefSeq, a predicted model, not a curated record
AUGCCGCGUCCGGGCCCUCGCCUGUGGCUGGUCCUGCAGGUGAUGGGUUCGUGCGCGGCCAUCAGCUCCAUGGACAUGGAGCGCCCGGGCGACGGCAAGUGCCAGCCCAUCGAGAUCCCGAUGUGCAAGGACAUUGGCUACAACAUGACCCGCAUGCCCAACCUGAUGGGCCACGAGAACCAGCGCGAGGCCGCCAUCCAGCUGCACGAGUUCGCGCCGCUGGUGGAGUACGGCUGCCACGGCCACCUCCGCUUCUUCCUGUGCUCUCUGUACGCGCCCAUGUGCACCGAGCAAGUCUCCACCCCCAUCCCCGCCUGCCGGGUCAUGUGUGAGCAGGCCCGGCUCAAGUGCUCCCCGAUCAUGGAGCAGUUCAACUUCAAGUGGCCCGACUCGCUGGACUGCAGCAAGCUCCCCAGCAAGAACGACCCCAACUACCUGUGCAUGGAGGCGCCCAACAACGGCUCAGACGAGCCCUCCCGGGGCUCCGGCCUGUUCCCGCCCCUCUUCCGGCCGCAGCGGCCGCACAGCGCGCAGGAGCACUCGCUCAGGGACGCGGGCCCGGGGCGCGCCAGCUGCGACAACCCGGGCAAGUUCCACCACGUGGAGAAGAGUGCGGCGUGCGCGCCGCUGUGCACGCCCGGCGUGGACGUGUACUGGAGCCGCGGCGACAAGCGCUUCGCGGUGGUGUGGCUGGCCGUCUGGGCUGUGCUGUGCUUCUUCUCCAGCGCCUUCACCGUGCUCACCUUCCUCAUCGACCCGGCGCGCUUCAGGUACCCCGAGCGCCCCAUCAUCUUCCUGUCCAUGUGCUACUGCGUCUACUCCGUGGGCUACAUCAUCCGCCUCUUUGCCGGCGCGGAGAGCAUCGCCUGUGACCGAGACAGCGGGCAGCUCUAUGUCAUCCAGGAGGGGCUGGAGAGCACGGGCUGCACCCUGGUCUUCCUGGUCCUCUACUACUUCGGGAUGGCCAGCUCGCUGUGGUGGGUGAUUCUCACGCUCACCUGGUUCCUGGCCGCAGGCAAGAAGUGGGGGCACGAAGCCAUCGAGGCCAACAGCAGCUACUUCCACCUGGCAGCCUGGGCCAUCCCCGCCGUGAAGACCAUCCUAAUCCUGGUGAUGCGCAGGGUGGCGGGCGACGAGCUCACGGGUGUGUGCUACGUGGGCAGCAUGGACGUGAAUGCCCUCACCGGCUUCGUGCUCGUCCCGCUGGCCUGCUACCUGGUCAUCGGCACGUCCUUCAUCCUGUCCGGCUUCGUGGCACUCUUCCAUAUCCGCAGGGUGAUGAAGACGGGCGGGGAGAACACCGACAAGCUGGAGAAGCUCAUGGUAAGGAUCGGCGUCUUCUCCGUGCUCUACACCGUGCCGGCCACCUGUGUGAUCGCCUGCUACUUUUACGAGCGCCUCAACAUGGAGUACUGGAAAAUCCUGGCCACCCAGCACAAGUGCAGAAUGAACAACCAGACCAAGACUCUGGACUGUCUGAUGGCCGCUUCCAUCCCGGCUGUGGAGAUCUUCAUGGUGAAGAUCUUCAUGCUGCUGGUGGUGGGUAUCACCAGCGGGAUGUGGAUCUGGACGUCCAAAACCCUGCAGUCGUGGCAGAACGUCUGCAGCCGCAGGUUCAAGAAGAAGAGCAGGAGGAAACCCGCCAGUGUGCUCACCAGUGGUGGGAUUUACAAAAAAGCUCAGCAUCCCCAGAAAACCCAUCUCGGAAAAUAUGAAAUCCCUGCCCAGCCUCCCACCUGUGUGUGA